GUGCUAGAGCCGGCGGGAGGCACGGACCUCCGAACUGGGGUGCUGAGAGUUGGAUCGCCUCAGUCGCGGCGGCGAGGACGGCCCGCCCUGCGAGGUGGAGUUCACGCCUGCGCAGUGAGGCCAGCGGCGCGAGCGCGGCGGUGCAUUGUGGGAGCCCCGCGAGUGUGUGUGAUCUUUUCGGCCGCUGGGUGCUACUUUGCUACCUGGGGCCCGGCGGGAGCGACCCCAGAGUCCGCGCGCCGGUUCUGCCCGAAGCUAGCCCAAGACCCGGGACUGGGAGGAAGCGCUGGAGCCUGGAGUCUCCCUGGAGUUCGUUCCGCGCCGCCUGGAGAACGUAUCUGCCCGGCUCGGCGACCGCCGCUCCCUCCCAUCACCCUGGAGCCGCUGAAGGACGUCCACCUGGGCCUGGCUCCGCCCGGCCGCGGCCCGGCUCGCCUUGCCCUCCUCUCCGGCCACUACCUCUACUACCACUACGGCUGCGACGGCCUGGAUGACCGGGGCUGGGGCUGCGGCUAUCGCACUCUGCAGACACUGUGCUCGUGGCCAGAGGGCCGGCCUGCGGGAGUGCCUGGGCUGGCUGCCGUGCAGGCGGCUCUGGAGGACAUGGGCGACAAGCCCCCUGGGUUCCAGGGCUCGCGGAGCUGGAUCGGCUGCGUAGAAGCCAGCCUCUGCCUUGACUAUUUCGGGGGGCCCCAAGGGCGCCUAUGUCAUGUGCCCCGUGGAGCCGGGCUUCAUCGGGAACUAGAGAGGCUUUACUCCCACUUCGCAGGGGGUGGGGGGCCUGUAAUGGUUGGAGGGGAUGCGGAUGCCCAGUCCAAGGCCUUGCUGGGAGUGUGCCUAGGGCCAGGCACGGAAGCCUAUGUCCUGGUAUUGGACCCUCACUGCUGGGGUGCUCUAAACAACCCCAGUGAACUACAGGCUGCUGGGUGGGUGGGCUGGCGAGAAGCAAGCAUGGCCUUUGACCCCAACUCCUUCUACAACCUGUGCUUGACCACUUGUAACUCGGAAAAGCAGCAGCACGCCCUGGACUGAGGCUAAGGUCCCAGAACUGAGACGUCUCCAGCUCCAUACAAGCUCACCUACCCCCAUCUCAAAGGCAGAGCCCCCAGGAAAUCCCAGCAGAGCCUGGGACCUAUAGUGUCAAUAAAGUGGCAAGGCCCAGCCAA
Messenger RNA from Camelus dromedarius (Arabian camel), 1166 nucleotides. It is a transcript of the gene UFSP1, whose product is annotated as UFM1 specific peptidase 1 (inactive). NCBI's taxonomy places the organism in Eukaryota, Metazoa, Chordata, Mammalia, Artiodactyla, Camelidae. The transcript has a single exon. Bases 604 to 1032 code for a protein of 142 amino acids. The record is from RefSeq and is a predicted model, not a curated record.